Condylura cristata (star-nosed mole) is the source of this 3989-nucleotide messenger RNA. RefSeq names its product leucine rich repeat and fibronectin type III domain containing 1 (gene LRFN1). The transcript is spliced from 5 exons. The record is from RefSeq and is a predicted model, not a curated record. Lineage: Eukaryota; Metazoa; Chordata; Mammalia; Eulipotyphla; Talpidae. Bases 886 to 3186 code for a protein of 766 amino acids. Gene Ontology annotation, molecular function: protein binding.
UGGGAGGGAUUUUUAUGUCCCUGAUUGUGUGUGUGAAACUGCCUAUCUGUUGACUGUGCUACUGUGCUACAACAUUUUGUAUGUCUCUGUAAGUGUGUAAACCUCAGGGCUGUUGUGUGAACAUGUGUCUACUAUGAGUGAACAUCUUGGAGUAGCUGUGCAAAGGUGGAUCUCGCUGUACCUGUGUGUCUGAGUGUGCCUCGGCCUUGUGAGUGUCUGCACCCUUGUGGCCCUGAGUGGAGUGUGGAACGGCUAGUGGCACUUGGGCAUCUGUCGCUGUCCGUGCAUCAUGGGGGAUGUGAAGUUGCAUGAGUGUGUGUGGGCACCUAAGAGCCCUCCCCUGUGUAUCUUUAUUGUGCAAGUGAGCAGGUUGUGUGUGUGUGCCCCUGGUGUUGGUGAGCAUGCCAGGAUACACCUGUUAUAGGAGUGUGUACCUGGGUGUACCAGGGGGUGCAUGGGUUUCUCGGUGGUGUGUAUGAGUGUGCAAGGGAAGUCAAGUUGUACUGGUGUGGUUGUGUGUGUUAACCUGGAGGGGAUGUUCCGUCUGAGUUGUGUGUCUGUGUUGUGUGUUCUCCUAAACUUCGGUCUUCACGUCUGGGCAGUGCCUUCGUACAUCUGUUGUGUGUGGGUGCAAACAUGCGUGUGCGGGGUGCCCCACACACGUGUGCCCAUGUCCCUGGUGGCAGGCUGACCCCGCUUCUGGCCUGUCAGGAGGGGGGCUCAGGAGACAGGACCUGUGCUGUGCUGGGUCCAGCUUGGGGUACUGGCCCAGGCCCUGACUCCCUAAAGAGAGAUGAAGAAACCGAGAUUCAGAGAGGUUCAGACACUUGCUCGAGGUCACACAGCUAACCUCACACCCCGCCGGCCCCGCCUGCUCACAGCAUCAUGGCUCCCGGCUCCUCCUCCUGCGCGCUCCUCUCGCCGCCGCCCGCCGCCCCGCUCUUCCUGCUGCUUCUCUGGGCCGGGGCAUCUCGCGGCCAGCCCUGCCCCGGCCGCUGCAUCUGCCAGAAUGUGGCACCCACGCUGACCAUGCUGUGUGCCAAGACCGGCCUGCUCUUUGUGCCGCCGGCCAUCGACCGGCGCGUGGUGGAGCUGCGGCUCACCGACAACUUCAUCGCGGCCGUCCGCCGCCGGGACUUCGCCAACAUGACCAGCUUGGUGCACCUCACCCUCUCCCGCAACACCAUCGGCCAGGUGGCGGCCGGCGCCUUUGCCGACCUCCGCGCGCUCCGGGCCCUGCACCUGGACAGCAACCGCCUGGCCGAGGUGCGUGGGGACCAGCUGCGGGGCUUGGGCAACCUCCGCCACCUGAUUCUCGGCAACAACCAGAUCCGCCGGGUGGAGUCGGCCGCCUUUGACGCCUUCCUGUCCACCGUGGAGGACCUGGAUCUGUCCUACAACAACCUGGAGGCCCUGCCGUGGGAGGCGGUGGGCCAGAUGGUGAACUUGAACACCCUCACGCUGGAUCACAAUCUCAUAGACCACAUCGCCGAAGGCACCUUCGUGCAGCUCCACAAACUGGUUCGCCUGGACAUGACCUCCAACCGCCUCCAUAAACUGCCCCCCGACGGGCUCUUCCUGAGGUCCCAAGGCCCCGGGCCCAAGCCCCCCACGCCGCUCACGGUCAGCUUCGGCGGCAACCCCCUGCACUGCAACUGCGAGCUGCUCUGGCUGCGGCGGCUGACCAGGGAAGACGACCUGGAGACGUGCGCCACGCCCGAGCACCUCACGGACCGCUACUUCUGGUCCAUCCCCGAGGAGGAGUUCCUGUGCGAGCCCCCGCUCAUCACGCGGCAGGCGGGCGGCCGGGCCCUGGUGGUGGAGGGCCAGGCGGUCAGCCUGCGAUGCCGCGCCGUGGGGGACCCCGAGCCGGUGGUGCACUGGGUGGCACCGGAUGGGCGGCUGCUGGGGAACUCCAGCCGGACCCGGGUCCGGGGGGACGGGACGCUGGAGGUGACCAUCACCACCCUGCGGGACAGCGGCACCUUCACCUGCAUCGCCUCUAAUGCCGCCGGGGAGGCCACCGCCCCCGUGGAAGUGUGCGUGGUGCCGCUGCCGCUCAUGGCGCCCCCGCCGGCCGCCCCGCCGCCGCUGACCGAGCCCGGCUCCUCUGACAUCGCCACCCCGGGCCGACCCGGUGCCAACGAAUCGGCCGCCGAGCGCCGGCUCGUGGCGGCCGAGCUCACGUCGAACUCCGUGCUCAUCCGCUGGCCGGCCCAGAGGCCGGUGCCCGGCAUCCGCAUGUACCAGGUGCAGUACAACAGCUCCUCGGACGACUCCCUCGUCUACAGGAUGAUCCCAUCCACCAGCCAGACCUUCCUGGUGAACGACCUGGCGGCGGGCCGCGCCUACGACCUGUGCGUGCUGGCCGUGUACGACGACGGGGCGACCGCGCUGCCGGCCACGCGAGUGGUGGGCUGCGUGCAGUUCACCACCGCGGGGGACCCGGCGCCCUGCCGUCCUCUGAGGGCCCACUUCCUGGGCGGCACCAUGAUCAUCGCCAUCGGGGGCGUCAUAGUCGCUUCGGUCCUCGUCUUCAUCGUUCUGCUCAUGAUCCGCUACAAGGUCUACGGCGACGGCGACGCCCGGCGCGUCAAGGGCGCCUCCCGCUCGCCCCCGCGGGUCAGCCACGUGUGCUCGCAGACCAACGGGGCCGGGGCGCCGGCCCCCGCGCCGGACCGCUACGAGGCGCUGCGAGAGGUGGUGUCGCCGGCCGCUGCGGCGGUGGCCGUCCAGGGCAAGGGCACGGCGGCCGAAAUGGCCUCUGCGGGGCCGGAGGCGGCCCUUGGACGCUCCCUGGGCGGCUCGGCCACCUCGCUGUGCCUGCUGCCGUCGGAGGAGACCUCCGGGGAGGAGCCUCGGGCGGCGUCCGGCCCUCGGAGGAGCCGUUCCGGAGCCCUGGGGCCGCCAGCCUCCGCGCCCCCAACUCUAGCCCUGGUUCCUGGGGGGGCCUCGGCCCGGCCCCGGCCGCAGCAGCGCUAUUCCUUCGACGGGGACUACGGGGCGCUCUUCCAGAGCCACAGUUACCCGCGCCGCGCCCGCCGGACAAAGCGCCACCGGUCCACGCCGCAUCUGGACGAGGCCGGAGGGGGCGCGGCCGGGGAGGACGGAGACCUGGGGCUGGGCUCCGCCAGGGCGCGCCUGGCCUUCACCAGCACCGAGUGGAUGCUGGAGAGUACCGUGUGAGCGCGGGCGGCGGCGGGACGCCUGGGUGCCGAGGACCGAGGCCCAGCCGCCCGGACGCGCCCGCACGCCGGGCGGGACUCAAGGGCGCCAACGCCCGCCUAGACCUCCGACUCCCGGGGAGACGCACCCCUCUCCCCGGGGCGGGCGGGGCUGCCGGCCACCUCCCGCGCCCAGAGGAGCAGGGGGCGGCGCCGGGCUCCCCUCCCCCACGAACUCCUGCCCCUCCCCUCGCGCGCUCGCGGACCUCGCUGGAGCCGGUGCCUUACACAGCGAAGCGCGGGGAGGGGCAGGGCCCCCCCGACACUGCAGCACUGAGACACGAGCCCUCUCCCCCCGCCCGGGACCCGGGGCAGGGGCGAGGGGCCCAUUUCUUGUAUCUGGCUGGACUAGAUCCUAUUCUGUCCCGCGGCGGCCUCCAAAGCCCCCAACCCCACCCCAUUCACCUCUUCGGUCCCGUCGGGUCCGGCUUGGGGGUCCCCCUUUCCCUGGUCCCCUCGUUCGUUCCUGUCUCGCCCUCUGUCGUGUCUUCCGUCUCCGUCCUUCCCUACACGUCUCUCCUGCCUCUGUAGCGUGUCUUCCCUGUCGCCCUCCCGUGUUUCGUCCAGUCUCCCCGUCUCUGGAGAUUACCUCUCCCCACUACACACUGUCCCGGGCAGGUCCCACCGGAAGGACCAGACUCACCCCGACUCCUUCCUUUUUCCUCCAAUGAAGCCCCACAUGAACAAAUCCAAAACCAAAUCCCCCUCCCUGCCGGAGCCGGGACCCUCCGCCGCAGCAGAAUUAAACUUUUUUCUGUGUCCGAG